Solenopsis invicta (red fire ant) is the source of this 1194-nucleotide messenger RNA. RefSeq lists its product as uncharacterized. Lineage: Eukaryota; Metazoa; Arthropoda; Insecta; Hymenoptera; Formicidae. The record is from RefSeq and is a predicted model, not a curated record. The transcript is spliced from 3 exons. The coding region runs from base 175 to 489 and encodes 104 amino acids.
ACAUGACUGGACGCGCAACUAUCUUUCAGUGACCGGUGAGCUUUUCAAAUGAGAGGCAAAUCGAUCUCGGAGUCGGUGCAACAAACGGCUGUCUUCCUGGACGCCCCAGGAUUAUUUUCUUAAUCGUCUCGGACGGCGCUAGUUACAUCGAGGGAGAAAAGUAGAAAACGUGACAUGGAAUCCGCGAUCGGGCAUCUCGAGGAAAGCGUGCAAAAAGCCGAUGGGAAGCUGGACAUGAUCGCGUGGCAGAUAGACGAGUUCGAGAAGGCCUUCGAGGACCCGGAGGACGAGAUAUCUGUGCUUCGGCUAUUACACUCUGUCCAUCAGGUUACGAAAGAUUAUCAGAAUCUCCGUCAAGAAAUUUUGGAGGUUCAGCAGUUACAAAAACAGCUUUCUGAUUCACUUAGAGCUCAGCUUAUGCAGGUGCACGGACACUUUAAUUUAUUGCGCAAUAAGAUUGUAGGGCACAAGUCGCCACAGCUGAAAUAAGAGCGAGAUUCGUUGUACGUUUCCGAUAAAUAUCUUUUUUUUUCGCCCUUAACAAGAGGAUGCGCGUAUUUUUCACGAGAUGCGAGUUGAAGUUUAAGUAUCACAUCCAAUGGGAUUGAGUCUCGUUUCCAGUGGGUCAUAACUUUUCGUUAUAUUCGUAAUAUACAGUAUGGCAAAUUGCAAACAGCGAUGCGACCCAUAACUCGGAGAAACGAAGAUUCGAGAACAGUUGGUUGAAAAGUCAUACCACUUCCCGGAAUUUAGAGUCCCAAUUGUAGUAGAGUCAAAAUUUAUAUUUGUUAUAUUAUUCUUUCGUGUAAUAUAAUUUUUGAAUAUUAGAAACUUUAAAGAUUGGAAAUAGAGAUGGACUAAAGAGAGAUGGGAUCGGCACUUCCUCACACUGUAGGAUAUUAUCGACAAAUAACUUAUUUGACUUUUGCCUUAAACGUGGCGAUGGGGCCAAUAUAUAUACGCCGGUGCGUUGAGAGUAGUAUCGAAAAAUGAUCUCUCAUAUUUGAAUUCAUACUGUCUACAUUUCAGCCCCGUUUGUUAUUUGAUCGCGUUAACGAGCAACGGACAAUACGCAACGAUACGUUUGAUCUUUGAAUGAUAAUAUAAAAUCUUUUCAAUAGUGCAUCAACUGAAUGGCUAAACAGCGACAUUUAUGUAUUUUUCAUUAUCAUUAGAUUUUAUCUGUAUAUAUUU